Messenger RNA from Teleopsis dalmanni, 2188 nucleotides. RefSeq lists its product as uncharacterized. Gene Ontology annotation, molecular function: protein homodimerization activity; protein heterodimerization activity. Bases 509 to 2152 code for a protein of 547 amino acids. Gene Ontology annotation, biological process: regulation of apoptotic process; extrinsic apoptotic signaling pathway in absence of ligand; intrinsic apoptotic signaling pathway in response to DNA damage. Lineage: Eukaryota; Metazoa; Arthropoda; Insecta; Diptera; Diopsidae. The record is from RefSeq and is a predicted model, not a curated record. Gene Ontology annotation, cellular component: mitochondrial outer membrane. The transcript is spliced from 10 exons.
UACGGACGUGUUUUUUUUUAAACUUUUGCAAAUUGAUAUUUCCGCCGCUUUCGUUAAAUUAAUUUAUCAAUAAAUGUUAUCUGUAGCCUAAACAGUCCUCAUAGCACAAUACAUUACGUUAAUAAAAAAUAGUCAAUAAUAAUUAUUUUUUGAACGUACAAAAAAAAAUUAUAAAACAAUAGUGAUUUGAUAUUGUUGUGGGUGUGAGAAAGUUAUAAAAAACUUAUUAUACCGAAGUCAUAGAGAUAAAUGAAAAAUACAUUACUGAUUAUGAAAAAUGUGGUUCAAUACAAAAGUGAAAUAACAAAUGGUUUUAUUCGUAAUAUAAACAAACGGUUAUUGUUAUCAAAAUAUUUAUGAUACUUGAUACAAAUUGGAAUCAAAGAGCAGUGUGGGUAAACGUAUAUCAACAGAAUAGAGAAAAUAUUCAUCAUCUGAUGACAUGACUGCAAUUUCUUUAUACAUUAUAUAAUUCAGUUUUGACCAAUUGUUAGCACAAGAUAAAAUAAUGCCCGGUUCAUUUCCUCCAAAUAAUGACAAUUUCAGCAAUGGUUUUCCAGCGCCAGUCGAAAGGUUUCUUCAAUCACAAAAUCGGCGUAAAUUUAGUUUUCCAGCAACCAUACAUUCCACAUCACUGCUCGAGGUCAACCAAAACUCAGCGCGCAGAAGGUUGAGCAAUGUAAGUGAUGUUGUAACGCGAAAAUUAUCUUAUACCAUAGGUUGGAAGGCAGCACAAAUACCCGCUCAGGACAUUAUAAACCAGGGUCGUUGCAUUUGUGGACAAUAUAUAAAAAGACGUCUUAGACGUUCUGGAUUAUUUAACAAAAAGCUGGGACUGCAAAGAAUACGUAGUAUAUUGGGUACUUCUUCAAUGAAUAUAGUACGAGAUGUAUUUCCAGCUGUAAUGGUGCUUGGCGAUGAAUUGGAACGCAUGCAUCCACGCGUUUAUACCGGCGUAGCUCGCCAAAUUUGUCGAACACCAACUGGUGAAUUUUCAGUUGAUACCUUAACUUUAGUUUUGAGCACUGUGGCAAGAGAUCUCUUUCGUACUGAUAUUACCUGGAGUAAAAUUAUUUCAUUAUUUGCUAUAGCGGGCGGACUUUCGGUAGACUGCGUACGGCAAGGUCAUUCAGAAUAUUUAAAUAAAUUAAUGCAAAGUGUAUCCGAUGUAAUUGAAGAUGAGUUAGUGCCUUGGAUAAAUGAAAAUGGCGGUUGGAAUGGCAUCAAUACACAUGUUCAUCCAAACAACAAUAGUCUGAACUCUUUGGAAUGGACCACACUUGUUAUUGGCUGUAGCUUCGGAUUAUUUUUAUUAUUUUUACUAAUAAGGUUUAUUAUCGAAAAACGUAUGCCUUCACCGCAGCCAGCCAGAUUGCGACCAAAAACAAAAUCGGCAUCAUUAGACCAGGAUAGGUUUUUACAAAAUCGUAAAUCUUCAGAAUGGAAACUACACGCUCAAACUUCAUUAACCCGUGCACCAUCAACUUCAUCACUAGCAAGCACAGUAACGGCAGGCAACUAUCAAGAAUAUAAAAUGGAGAUCAUAAAUCAGGGCAAAUGUCUUUGCGGGCAAUACAUACGAGCGCGUCUUAGACGGGCUGGAGUACUCAAUAGAAAGGCAACACAACGUUUACGUUCCAUAUUGGAGCCUUCCUCAGAUAUUGUAUAUGAAGUGUUUCCAGCCUUAAAUAGUAUGGGUGAAGAGCUGGAACGUAUGCAUCCACGCGUUUAUACCAAUGUCUCGCGGCAAUUAUCCCGUGCACCAUUUGGUGAACUGGAAGAUAGUGAUACAGCGCCUAUGCUGUUAAAUUUAGUGGCCAAAGAUCUCUUUCGUUCAAGUGUAACAUGGGGCAAAAUAAUAUCGAUAUUUGCCGUUUGUGGUGGUUUUGCCAUCGACUGUGUAAGGCAGGGUCAUUACGAUUAUUUACAAUAUUUAGUUGAUGGCAUGGCUGAAAUAAUCGAAGAUGAUCUGGCAUAUUGGCUAGCGGAUAAUGGUGGUUGGUUGGGCUUACAACGUCAUAUACGUCCACAGGUUGGGCAAUUUACCUUUCUCGGUUGGUUGUCGUUGUUCGUGGCUGUGUCUUCGGGCGUAUAUGUUAUCUCAAAUUUUAUUAAGCAUAUUGGUUGCCAUUUGUAUUCAUUGUUAUUUUAAUGAGUAGUCAAUUUAUAUUUAAAUUUUAUUUAGUUU